This is a messenger RNA of Paramecium sonneborni, 482 nucleotides long. Lineage: Eukaryota; Ciliophora; Oligohymenophorea; Peniculida; Parameciidae. The record is from the annotation of a GenBank genome assembly.
AUGAAAAUUAUGUUAAAAAAUUAUUUUCAACAAACACAAGAUAUUAGACUUUCUCCAAAUAAUAAAUGCAAUCAUUAUGCAUUUCUUCCUAUUAUAGAUGUGGUAAAGAAUUCUCUUGUCAAUCACGCAGUAAAAUAUUUCAUUGAUAUCUUUAGAGUUAAAUUGACUUGAUAAACAAUAUUUAUCAUAUGAUAAAUUAUUCAUUCUUAUUUACAAUUAAUGAGACAAAGAAUGAAAUAUUUUCUUCUUUAUUUGAAUUCAUAUAUACAUAGGAAUGUUCUAACUGUGAUUCUAAAAUAUUAAAAAAUGGUGGAUGCAAUUUUACGACUUGGAAGAAAUGUAAAUAAGUGUUUAUUUCUUUUUCUAUUUUUAAUAUUUUAAUUGAUAUUAUUUUUUUAGUUUUGAAUUUUCGAUUUUUCGGAAAUAUUUACGAAUUAUUUAUUAAUUUUAAUGUUUCAUAAGAACAAAAAUUUUUAAUUUGA